Molecule: messenger RNA, 9387 nt
Organism: Dermacentor andersoni
Lineage: Eukaryota; Metazoa; Arthropoda; Arachnida; Ixodida; Ixodidae
Product: shootin-1
Biological process (GO): positive regulation of neuron migration; neuron projection morphogenesis
Cellular component (GO): cytoplasm; cell leading edge; axonal growth cone
Source: RefSeq, a predicted model, not a curated record
ACCGAAACUAACUUGUGCAGCGAACCGUGUUACAUCACUGAACGUGGCGAACACACGUGCGCGGCAUGCCGCGUAGUUGCGCUUCUGAUAGAGCUGACCCUGCGGAGGAGAUCCACCGCGGCGAGGCAAGCCGGUUUCUCAUCUGCCCCGCGAAAGACUCCUCCCAGCCAAGGCUGCGUGCCGCCCUAAGUAAGCGCGGCGGCCCAACGCAGGGUUCAAGUGCAGCUUGUGUGCCCGACUCCGCGGUUUAAUCUCGCCAUCUCCAACGGGCCAACAUCCGCUACCGCUCUUCCAGGCUCUGCGUUGUGCGCGCUCUUGGUUUCGUCGUGCGGCGUCGAGGGGGGUGACGCUCGUGCCCAGAAGAGGUUUUGCGCUUACUCGAUUUUUGUUUUUGUUUUUUUCACUUCGCCUCGACGACGCGCUGCACCUCGUUUCCUCACGCUUUUUACUUGGCACGGCCGGUCAUAUUUCGGCCUGUUCCGGGAUCGUUACACUCUCCUCCCGUCGACCGGUACCUGCGUGGAUGUGUGGAGCGCGCAGAAGCGCAGGUGAUCUUGGAGCUUAUUCACGAGCCAAUGUGACCGUCUCGAGGAGCGAUCGCUUCGACAAAUCUCUCUGCGGUAUUGACGCCGUCGUGCACUGGGAAGAUGACCACGCAAGCGGAGGGGCGGUGUGCCACUUGCGCCGACUACGAGGUGGAGAGGCCAAAGUUCGUUCGACUGACGCAGCUGUCGAGGCAAGCGGUGAGAGACUACGAGGACCUGCGAUCAUGUUACGAAGAACUCAAGCAACAUUACGAAGAGCAGCAGAGGCUAGCCAAGAAGUACCGCAAUGAGAAUGCCUCACUACAGCUGAAAGUACAAGAGCAGCAGGAAACACUGAACAGACUGCAAAAUGCCUCGGAAGCUGUAUGCGAGGAGUACGGCAUGCUCAGGAGUCGCUACAAUGCCGAGACAAAGGCUGCCUCCAAGGUGUUCAAAAAGGCCUCUCAGUGGUAUGUGGAGAACCAGGACCUGCGACGCACAUCCCAGAUACUCUGGGAGAAGGUGGCCGCAUCGGGUGAAGACCUGUCCGACCUGCCAGUUCCUGCGCUCUCGGCGGCAUCGUCCGUGUCAUCCGACCUGACGAGUAAUGGUACUGCUGCUCACGACGAAGAGGUCGAGCAGCUCAGGCAGACAGUGACGGAUCUGAGGCUAGAGGUGGCCUGCCUCAGGGGCGAGCUGGAGCGGAGCGAGAGCACUGGCCGUGACUUGGCUGCCAAGAAUGAGCGGCUGUUGGCCGAGUUGGAGGCUGAACGGACUGAGCGAAGUCGUUGCCAGAAGCGGCUAGCUGAGAUGGAAGAUGGCAUGGGCCGUCUCAACAGGGUGUCGGUGUUGGCUGCCCGAGAAUACAUUGAGCUGCGCAAGAAGUUUGAGGAUGAGUCGGAACGGAACCGAGCACACGAGAAGGAGGCUGCCAGGCUGAAAGGAGAGCGCAAUGCAGCCGUCCGCCAGAGCGCCUUCCUCGUGGGUCAAAUGGUGCCCGAAGUGCGGCUGCUGGCAGCACUGGACCAGGUCAAGGCAGUCGAGCUCCAGGCAGCUGCAGCCAAGGCAGAGCACGAGGCUGAGGUCCGGGCUCUACGUGAGCAGCUGGACUCGCACAGCGCCCCUGGGGAAACAGUGGAAGAACUGAAGCAGUGUCUGGGAGAGUCUGAGCAGAAGCUCUACGAGUCCCAGAAGAGGGUCCAGCAGCUUGAGGAGAGGGUGCGAGAGCUAAUCACAGAACUGGACCAGAAGACCUCAGCACCCAGCAUCGUCAGCGUGCCGCCGCCUCCUCCGCCCCCGCCCCCACCACCGCCUGUGCCAUUCAACCCACUCAGGUCCCUCAUGGCGCUCAUUGCCAGCGGCAGAAAGACAGCUGCACCAGCUGCAGCCACUGUAAAAGCAAAGGAAGAUCAGCUGCAGGCGAAGCUGAUGGAGGAGAUGAUUGAGCAGAUCAAGAAGGGCGUUCACUUGCGGCCCACGGCACGACCUGUCCAGGAAGAGGAGCUGGAAGAGAGGUCCUCUUCGGAGCCAGCCGUCAAUGAAGUCCUCAGCAUACUGAAACGUACAGCCCCGCACUCUCCCGUGGAAGCCUGUUUUGGCGAGAGGGGUGAGAUUAAGGGUCGGAAGAACUCCCGAGGGGUGCGUCUGUGCGACUCGCUGGACUCCCUGGCUAGCAGCUCUUCCAGUAGCCGGGAAGAGCAGAGCGAGCUGGAGCGCCUCUUCCAGUCCAAGAAUCUUCGUCACAGAGCUGAGGCCGAUUCUGAGAGCUUGCGUUCAGUCAAUAGCCUGGAUGUGGAUGCCCCAGAUAACAGCUGACCAACGUUGCUGCUUCUUCCUGGACCACACUUGGUGGCUUGCCACAAGGACCACACGGCCACAGCGUGCCUCUUACAGUAUUCUGUGCAAUAUUAGUGUUGCUGGUCUCCUCUUUCUGUUGUGAGGGAACAAUGCUUUUACCUUUCAGAAAAGCAAGACUUUGACAUGCAUAUACUCAAAGUUGUGUUGCCAUUUCUAUUUAUCUUUUAACCUGGGGCACAGAAAUAACCACUGUUAUUGUCACAGCCCAAGUUCAGUUGCUGCAACUUGCAACUACAGUGAUAUGGACAAUGCAUUGCUAUGCUUCCUGCCAACAGCCAUGAACUAACUCAAGGGGAGAAAAAAAAAAGCUGUGAAAUGCUACUUUUAACACCAAUACAUUCUCAAGGUUGCAUUUUGGAAGCCUCCUUAGGAUGAUCACCGCACAUGGGAAAGACACUUGCUGUACGUGUAUGUAUGCUGCACUUGGAGACUUACUGUGGCACUUGCAUUCGUUCGGGUGCAGCACAUCGCUGGUAUGUCAACAGCGAUUGCCAUUGUCGUUGUCCUCCAAUAUGCUCCUCAGAUGUCAUCAUAUGUGCUCAGUAGUAUGCGUGCUGUCUUGUCUUACUGCUGUGUUGAUGUUGAGAGUAUUCACGAAAAGAGUGCUCGAGGAAGGGGACUUGCCCCACCCUUGCUCUCAAGUGUUACUUAACGUGACACACCACCUUGACAUAAGACAGCACGCCACACUUAAAGGGCCCCUCACCAGGCCCCGUAGCAAAUUUUGGUUAUACACUGAAAGUUGUUACAUGUCCUCUAGGGAGCGUUCUGCAGAAAAAAAAAUUUCGAAUCGGCUCAUUAAUAGCCGAGAUAGAAAUAUUUCAAUGCCACGAACACAUGAGUUCAGGAGGCAAACUCCACUACAAGCGAGACACUCUCUGCACUCAUCCCGUCUAGCCUCUGCAAGCGAAAUUCCUUCCCUGUGUUUUCCCAUACCAGACCUUGAGGAUCGCGUGACGCAUACGUCACGGGCCCCGCCUUCAUUUUUUUUCGGUGCUGCGCACGAGCUGUUUUGAUUGUCUGGUUUCGCGCAGCACAUUAUUUUGGACGCUGUGCAUGAGGACACAUGACUAGUGGUAUAAUUCAGUUCUACAUGAAUACUGAGGCAGAACAAGCAGAUCGCAGAGCAUGAUCACACGCUGGAACACGGUAGAAAAUGGCAUAGUUUUGGUACCUUCGCACGUGACUGCACGACCAUGAGAACAAGCAGAUGAAGCGGAAGUACAUCUCUCUUACUUCGGUGCAAAGUAAAACAAAGAACACGCAGACAUUCCAUUUGUGUGUUUUAUUAUUUCUCUAAAUUUCAAUUUGUCAAUUCAAGCAGCAGAUCACUCAAAUAACAAAUGUUACCUUGAAUAAUUAUCGAAGUUACAUGUCACUACGAGCGACGUCACACUGCAGACACGAUGACAUCAUUAUCCGGCUUGGAGUGCGGUCGCUGCGAGAGAAAGGGAAAACGAUGUUCGGAUUGAAAUUUCAGACCUUUCCGCAGCGUGUAGCAAUGUAAUUCUUUGCAAACACGAUUGUUGUCAUGAGCUGAAGUAGAAGAAGAAAAAGAAAAGAGAGAAGAAGGAAGAGGAAGAAGGCUGACAUGGCCUGGAAGGAGCGAGGGGGGAAAUGGCAGAACACCGCUAGAGGAGAAGAAGGAAGAAGUCGGCUAGAACACUGAGCAAAGAAGGCGCUGAACCAAGAACGUCGAGAUUGAAAAGUUGUGCAGGAGGAGGACACCGGUGGCUCUGCACCAGUCGGGUUUGAUCCUCCACGCCUGUGGCUGUGCACUGUGGUUGCCAGGAAAGGCUUGGUCCGAGGACAAUGGCCCCGUCCUAUGCUAUGGGGACAACCUCGCCCUCACCGAUGACAAUGCUCGACAAGCCAGGCCUAUUCUACGGACACAACCCUCAGCAGAGAUGCCAGUAGUCCACCGAGCAAUGUGACAGAACUACACCGACUCAGACAUGUAAGCGCCACACCGCACAUAACUUAUUAGGAUGUUGUGAGAGCUUGUGAAAUGAUUUAAGAACUCGGGAACGAUAUUAGCGGGAAGGAGAGAGGUCAAACUCGGUGUAACCAUUGUUGCGGAUGUAUGCAGAUUUGAUGGGGACUUAUCGGUGUGAUACAUUAUAAAUGUGUUUGGUGUGUCGGUCCGGAUUCAUGUCUCGUGUGCUGGUAACCAUGACAAACGUUUGCGUGCAUCAUAUGCUCUGUGCGUGUAAGCUUAAAAUGGCCAGACCUGGUGACGGGCCCUUUAAAGUGAAGUGACCACUGUGCAUCACUAAUGCCUCUCAGUGGCGAGUGAGUUGUAAUUUUUCAUUAUUAGACACUUUCAGCAAUUUCAAUUGUGAUUGUGAUGCCCUCGAUUGUGAUGCCUGCUAGCUUUUCACAUCCAGGUAUGAGGAAGUGCACUGCCCUCAAAUGUGACGUACCCAGAUUUUCGCACCACACGAAGUUAUAAGUGCAACACUCUCUAUUGUGCACUAACCUUAUUUGCAUCGUAAAAGAGAGAGUAACGUCCUUACAUUUAAAAAGAAAAUUUAUUGCAUCUGAGCUACAGCGAACCAGGCAUCACUCACUCUUGCUGUCGGAAGCCUUCUUAUCACUAUCAUCAGCACAGCCCAGGGCAUACCACCUUCUGUACUAACAAUGGCAUUUGAGAUAGUACCACAUUUCUUCAAUGCUUUGCACCAUCACAGCCUAACAUACAAAGGGGGCUCUAAGCUACUGCAGGUCCCAUAGAUGCAGCGACGUAUAGAGUGGAUUGGACAAUGAAAAUUGUUAACGCCAAUGAUCACAGAUUGUCAGUAUUGUAGUUUCAGUUCUGUAUUCAACUCUAACAUCUACGUCACUUUUUAGUACUUCAUCUUUCUGUUAAAAAAGUGCGUGUUAGAAUUGAUUAAAUAUGGCGAUGAAAGGCACAGGGUUUCAUCCUAGGAAUAUUACAGGAAAAUGUGGUGCUAGUGUGGUAGUAUCACUGCCAGAGUGGCACCCAAGCAAGCAUGAAAAGAUAGGCAAUAAUUGAUAUGGACUUCAAACAACUUUCUUGAAGCUGUCUUAUCACUGCAAAUUCUUUGUACAGCAACCAUUAAUCUCAUCUAAUCCCUAAUUUUUAUCAUUCAUACGUUUUCAAUGCAUUAUAAACAAUAAAGAUGGUUUAGAACGUAAAACACUUAAUUUCCCAUGGGGCAUGUUGCGGCCAGGAUAUAACUUAGUUUUGGAAGCAUGCAUACUUGGGGUGGUUAAGAUUUAUUUAUGCACUGUGAAUUAGGUGACAGAAUGAAUUCCUAGUUGCGAAUAUACAACACUUAACAGCUCUGAAGGAGUGCUGUAAGGCUAACAUUCAGUAGGUCGAACUGCAAUGAACGAUAACACAAACUGUGGUGUGCUUUUUUUUUUUAAUGAAUCCAUCCCAAACAAUUCAAAAUGUUUUAAUAUUACCCCUGGCUCCUGCAGUUGUUUAAGAGUUGUAGCGCUAUAUUCACCUCUGUUAAUGUGAUGCGAAACUCGGUGCUCAAAGGAGUACAAGGGUGUUUCCAAAGCAGCUCCUUGCUGAUGGAACUGCCAAGGAAUGUUGCGAAAACUGAAACAUAUCAUGGGCAGCACUGCCUUCUCUUUAGGGAGUAUGUGGCUGGGCAUUAAGUGCAGGAACAUUGAAGAGUGUAGCGCUUGAGCAACCACAGCUGUAUGGCAUAAACAAGCCUGAGGCUAAGUUUUGUUGCGGAAGGGGCAUCAGUUCGGAGCUGUUCUGACUGUGCAUCUCCUCUGUGAUACUUCACCGUGGAAUGAUAAGCGAUGUUCAAACAAGGGCUGUCACUGGAGGCAACGUUUUUGAAGGCUUGUCUUGUCUUUGUUGGGGCUUGUCUUGUCUUCGACAAGUCCCCUUGUGCAAGCUCCGACGACUGCCCUUGUUCGACCACUGUUCACUUCAAGUCUACAUCUUGCUGUGAUCGUCUGUCUCGCUUGGCUUUCAAUGUGGAAUGUUGGCCAUAGCCUUGUCUCACAUUGCUCACUUGACCUUGCAGAUUGUGUUCUACAGUUGCACACAAGAUUUCUCGUAUUGCAUCACUUGCAACCACUUUCCCUAGAAGCUCACCUUGUGUUCGUGGGUCUAACCACUUAUGUGCCUUAUAAGCAAAUGAGCUAUAUUUACAUAUAUUUAAAUAAUUGCAAUCACAAGCCUUUCUCUAUCAUCUUUUCUUUUUCUAUUCCCACAUAACUCCUUUAGCAAACAUUAUUUUCCAGGUUCUGCUGUUUCAAUCUCCUGACUGAUUUAGUUUCCCACUCUUCACCUGGCUAGCUCAACUGUUGGUUGAGCUAGCCAGGUGAAGCUAGCUGUUGGUCGGUUGUUUCUGUACCAACAGCAGAAAGCUGUUGGUGCAGUGACUCUUGCAGUCUCGUGACGGCCUUAGGUUUCAGUGCUGAUAGGGAGUUAGACAAGUUCGUUUUUGAUUGAGCAGCCUGGCUUCUUACCUAGGUCCUUGUUACAAUAUUGGUGGAUGGCAAAAACUGUUUACACCAAUGUAGGGUGUCCAUGCUAGAAGUGUUCAUUGCAUGAUGGUAGACAAUGUCACAGCGUCUGGCUUUCUCUCACUUUUGUGUUCCUUUUGUGUUCCUUUUGUGUUCCUUUUUCCUACACCUAACAUAUCAUAUCAUUCAGUUGUAGUGGGGCCAGUCACUACCUGGUGGGACUCGGUGAUAGAAGCAUAAUCAUCACUGUGUGGAGGCCCUCUUCGUUGCUUUUGUCUCGGCUUCCUUCAGAAUGCUGCUAUUGCUCAGUGUUUAAUAUGACAUACAUAAUUGACUUCACUGCACACUCAGAACCCCAUGUUCAAAAGCUGUCCUUGUUUUUUGAAGGAAGGUGGCUUGACACAGUCUGUUACUUUAAUGGCAUGUGCGGGCUAUUUUAAUUUUAUUAUUGUUUUUUGAUAAGAGGAGUUCGCCGAAGCAAGGAGAUGUGAAUAUGAGGUGUUUGUAUUCUCUGCACAAACAUUGCCAAAAAAAGGGUGUUUUAGUCCAGAAACACUAGCUGUCAACAUUUCAGCCUUCUAGAGAUAUGCUGCAAUCUGUAAGACUUUAAGAGUGCUCUGAUCUAUUACGCAUCCAAAAAUACCUAGUUAGGGCAAAUGUGUGUAUAGUGACUGCUUUGACAUUGUGUACAGCACAUUGUUUUAGAGUUUAUGCUUGAAUGUGUAUGAAACAAUUCAUACAGAUGUCCAAUUAAGACUUUAAACGAUUAAGGCUUUAAAUAAAGUUAUCUGAAACUUUAAAUUCAGAUUGAAUACCUUUGUUUUAAAUCGGAGUACUACUCAGUUCAAGAACUUCAUAGUGAAUAACUCCAAAUGUUGAAUUUUUGCCGACAUACUAGGUUAGUAUGGCUAAUUGUAGGCACCUGCCAAGAAUAACAGCCCUGCAUGUAGUCCACUAGCCACUUCAGGUGCUGUUGUAAGCCAACUAGCGACUAUGAUGACUCUUUGCUUCUUGUUUCCUCACAGGCUGCCUAGCCAAGUUAAGAGAAAAGGUCAAGGUUUCUUUAGCCACCUUUCCACUCCUGUGUUUCUCCUUAGAAGUUGAAAAAUAUUUGGCAUACAGAAUUUAAGGCCGAGAUUUUUUAAGCGUUUGUGUUCAGCUUGUCCCAUCUCCUAAUCAAAUACCCCUACAAAUAUGCUGCCUGCAUUGAUGUGGUCACGUACAGUCUUUGUCAAAAGAAAUGAAGCCACUGUGAGUGUCAUUGUUGCUGAAUCGUAGCUGCAUCAUGCUGUGCGCAUGAAACAGCUCGUGAUGGGAAGCUCUGGAGGGUGAGCGUGAAGAUUCACCUGUCUUCCCCAAACUUUAAAGCAGUGUGUACGCAAUGGGAGCUCUACUAACUAUCUCACAGUUGACUGUGGUGAUGUCCAUAGUGGCUUCAUUGCUUUUGACAAAGGCUGUGCAUUAUUUUAUAUUUCAACAUGUAUGAACAAAGCCAGCCAAAUGAUGUGCAAUAUACUGCCUAGUUGUUGUUUCAGGUUACAUAUUUAAAUUUGCUCAAGAACAGCUUCCAAAUGGCUGAACUGUAAAUUCGAUGUAAGGCAAGAUUUUGCAACUGCAUACUUUCUUUUUAAAUGUUCUCUACGGUGCAGAUUUAUGUAGGUAAUGCAGUGUUGUCAUUCUUUUUUUUUUCUCAUAGCAUUUGUUUUUUGCAAUUUUUAAGGAAUGUGUAUGCAUUGCCUUUAAUGUACGCACUCUGCCAAUAUGAAAGGGAAUGCUUCAUCUGCAUUGAAGCAAUGAUUCUUGAAACUGUGAAAGUCAGAACCUCACUCACUACUGUAUUUGGCAUGCUGUUCACCUGUUCAAAAAUCCCACUCAUGCAACUUUUGCUAAUCACGAGCACACACACGGAAAAUUACGGAAAUGAAAAUUGGGUGUUCCCAUUCAUAUUGGCACACUGUGUACUGGUUGCAGUGGAUUCUUUUAAAGCAUCUUCAUUUUCCUUGUGAUUGGCAUUUAAAUUGUGAUAUGCAGUAUGAAACAUGGGCACACACACAAAAUCAGCGAGUCUCAUUAACAAGAUAUAUCAUGCAGAGCACCUUAAUUUUGUUUAUGAGCUUGCAGCCUUGAUAUUUUUGGGUGUACUUAAACCUCUCUCAUAGGGCUAUCUCAAAUGUAUAAGGAUUUCAAUAAAACAAUGACAUAAAAUAAAAGAACCACACUGGAGAACACGUGUAUCAGUGUCCCAUUCAUUUAGAGCACGGGUCUUAAAGUCAUGUCAGUUACCCGGCCUAAUACAGUGGCCCAGGUUUAUAUUGCAACAAAAUUAAAAGAAUAUUUUGCACUUAUCAUUGUUUUGGAUUCACUAGAAUUUCACAAGCAUGAAUUUCUCCGCACAUAUUGAUCAGUAAAAAGUAGUGCAGAGGCCAUCGACAAUUAUUAUCAAUGUAAGCAAUUAGCUGAAUGCUUCAUGAAAGCUAUUUGCUUUAUCAAAAGAAUGGUGUACUUGAUGGUGCAUAUUUGUUGCAGUAAGGAUAUUUAGGUAGCG